CUCUUACUUAUCUUUUCUCAUAGAACAAAUGCACACUUUUUCCAGGUGCUGUCAGCCUGUGACUACUUGUGACUGAGAUCAUGCACACCAAGGAAAACUCAUGCUGCUGUUCCUUUGAGGACUGCAAACUGACUACAGAAUGGCUGCUGAGCAGGACGAGACACAGGCCAAAGAUAGCUAUCGUGUGCGGCUCUGGACUGGGACUUCUCGCAGACAGUGUCUCAAAUAAACAGAUCAUCCGCUAUGAGGACAUUCCCAAUUUCCCAGUGAGCACAGUUCCUGGUCAUGAAGGGUGCCUGGUGUUUGGUCAAAUCAAAGGCGAGUCCUGUGUCUUCAUGCAAGGAAGGUUUCAUCUGUACGAGGGUUACUCAUUGUGCAAGGUCACGUUUCCCGUGCGGAUCUUCAAGCUGAUGGGUGUGGAGACCAUUAUCGUAACAAACGCCUCUGGAGGUCUUUGUCAGGAUUUCAAAGUGGGAGACAUUAUGGUCAUUAAGGACCAUAUUAACUUGCCGGGGUUUGCUGGACAGCACCCACUGUGUGGACCCAAUGAUGAACGAUUUGGGAUCCGGUUUCCUUGUAUGUCUGAUGCUUACAGCAAAGACUUGAGGAAAUUAGUUUUGGACAUCACUGCUGAGUUGGGCUACUCUAAUUUUGUGCGAGAGGGAGUCUACUGUAUGGUUAGUGGACCCAACUUUGAGACCAUCGCAGAGGCACGCAUGCUGCACAUCCUGGGGAGCGACUCUGUUGGCAUGAGCACAGUUCCUGAGGUGACGGUAGCCAAGCAUUGCGGACUGCGGGUCCUUGGCCUAUCGCUCAUCACCAACAAGGUUUCUCUUGACUACAGUCGUGAGGAAAAAGUGAAUCAUGAGGAGGUGCUGCAAAUCAGCAAGAUGAGAGCUGAGAUGCUCCAGAACAUGCUCAUGACCUUCAUCGCUCGCUCUCACCAAGUGGAGACCAUCAACAACAAUUGCAUCUAUUCAAAUACCGUCUAGGGUCAAUCAAACCAAUCAUUGGCGGUGUGGAAGUCAUGUGAUUGGAGAAAAUAGAUCAUUCUAAAGGCUCUAUGUUAUGUUUAGCCUUUAUUUAUCUGGUUGUGCUCUUGGAGAGGAUGUAUUUGAUCUCCAGUUGUCUUGUUGACUUUUCAAUAUGAAAAUACAAAAAAUAGUGAAUAAACCUCCUUAUAGUUGAAAUGAAACGUUUGACAACUCAAUGGGAACAUGUUUCAAACCAUGUUUAUAAGGCAAAAACAACACUCUGUUUCAGAAGAUAUGGUUCUUAAUCUACAUGUUAAAGCAACACUAAGUACGAUUUUUUUUUUACCUUAAAAUAAUGUUUCCAAAAUCGUUUCAGUGGUUCAUUAAAGGAGUAUUUCGCAAAAAUUAUGGACCAAUAUUUCAAAUAAUUGUUACCGCAGUGUCCAACCACACACUGGUUGUAUUUGUAUGGUUUUCUCAAUAUCCCCUGCUGGUAGAUGCAGUGACUACAUGCAGUUAAAAAAAAA
Messenger RNA from Pimephales promelas (fathead minnow), 1501 nucleotides. RefSeq names its product purine nucleoside phosphorylase 4b (gene pnp4b). The record is from RefSeq and is a predicted model, not a curated record. Lineage: Eukaryota; Metazoa; Chordata; Actinopteri; Cypriniformes; Leuciscidae. Gene Ontology annotation, molecular function: purine-nucleoside phosphorylase activity. Gene Ontology annotation, cellular component: cytoplasm. Gene Ontology annotation, biological process: nucleoside metabolic process.